AUGAAACAGUUGAACAUGUUAUAAUGAAUGCACUGUAUGAAAUGUACUGUUGAAAGGAAUGAACUAGUAAAUAAGGGUGAGCAGUUUACAAUUAAAAAUGUACUUAAUCCAGGUAGACACAUAACUGGACGAAGUCUCUAUGCGGAUAUAAGAAUCAAGGGUGAUUGUAUGUAGGUUGGUGGAGUAAGGGAAUUGUAUGUAGAGUGUCAAUGGUUCAUUUGGGCUAUAGGUGGCGGUAAUGCACUUAUAUGUCUGCGAUCCGCCGUAGAAUCAGUAGAAGAAGAAGAAGCCGUAAACCGAAGAGCGUCAUUGAGUCGGCGCGAUUUUUUAGAUAUUAUAGUUGGAGUUCGUUCGCUUUGUAUAUUUAAAUCUGUGGUCAGACACGAUUCAGAGAGCACCGAUGACACAUUAGUAAUGCUAACGUCAGAGGCCGUGGUACUGAACGAGCUAGCGUGAUUAUAGUUCAAAAGGGCAAGUUAUCGUAAUUAUAUGAGAUAAAAAAAGUUGCAAAAUCGCGUUUGUCAUCCGCCACAGUGACAGCAAGUGGACUUUUGAGGAGAGUGGAACAACAUGGAUGUUAUUAUACCACAUUUUUGGCAAGGAGGAUGGAUUGUAUACGUCACGGUCAGGUACAGGAGAGAAGGCUACUAACGUUACAUUAGACAGCAAGGCAAGCUGCUACCAUGCUGGUUUCAACUAAAGUUAACUGUGUUGUUAUUCUAAAAGAUCUGGUUCUUUGGGCCUCCAAACAUCACAGCAAUAACAAUUCACACCUUCAUUGAAGCCACUCCCACAACAAUUCACCAAUAAAUACUGUGAAUAUUCCCAUCAUCCUACAAGAGAAGUUCUUCAGACCAGCAGGAAGAUCUCCAGGUGUAACAACUGAAAUCUGUGUGAUAUAAUAUGGAAAAGAUGGAGUUUAUUAAAGAGGAGAAAGAAGACAUGAGUUAUCUAGAGGCAUACGACAUAAAACAUGAAGAUACUGAGGAACAAAUAGACAUCAUAAAAUUGAAAGAAGAAACCCAAGAUCUGAAUGAAGUGGUGGAGGAACAUCAGUAUCAGAAGCCUCAUCAUUUCUUAAGUGGAGAACAAUCCUUUUUUAGUUGUGCACAGACUGAAAAUUAUUUCUCACAAAACCAAACUCAAACAACAGAGGACAAAAACUCUUUCACCUGCUCUCAGUGUGGAAAGAGUUUUACACGUAAAGAACACCUUAAAACACACUUGAGAAUUCACACUGGAGAGAAACCUUUCACAUGUACUCAGUGUGGAAAGCGUUUCACAAAUAAACACACCCUUGAGAUGCACUUGAGAAUUCACAGCGGAGAGAAACCUUUCACAUGCACUCAGUGUGGAAAAAGUUUUGCACGUAAAGACAGUCUUAAUAACCACACGCGAACUCACACUGGAGAGAGGCCUUUUACAUGCCCUGAGUGUGGCAAGAGUUUUAAAUGGUUAACCAAUUUCAAAGAUCAUCUACUCUCUCACUCUGGUCUAAAGCCUUUUCACUGUGACCAGUGUGGUGAAAGAUUUAUUUCAGCAUCAGUUCUAAGAAGCCACAUGAAUGUUCAUGCAAGGCCAUACUUGUGUUCCUGUGGAAAGAGUUUUUCAUGGCUGAAGUGUUUGAAAGCUCAUGAGAAAACACACACUGGUGUUAAAGAUCAUGUGUGCUCUGACUGUGGAAAGGGUUUCUCUACAACCGGCCACUUGAAAAGACACCAGAGGAUUCAUACUGGAGAAAAACCUUACAAGUGCUCACAUUGUGACCAGUGCUUCACUGUGUCAGGAGACCUGAAAACACACGUGAGAGUUCAUACUGGAGAGAAACCGUACAAGUGCUCACAUUGUGACAAAUGUUUUGCUCAGUUAGGACCAUUGAAAAGACAUCAGAGUGUUCAUACUGGAGAGAAACCGUACCACUGCCCUCCAUGUGGAAGGAGUUUCACUCAGUUACAUCAUCUAGUGGUUCAUAUAAAAAAGCAUUGUCCAGGUAACAAAGGUCAUAAGGAAUCAUUUGAGAUUUACAUCAUAAAAGUGAAAGAAGAAAGCCAAGAACUGAAUGAAGUGGUGGAGGAACAUCAGGAUCAGAAGCCUCGUCAUUUCUUAAGUGGAGAAACACAAAACCAAACUCAAACAACAGAGGACAAAAACUCUUUCACCUGCUCUCAGUGUGGAAAGAGUUUUACACGUAAAGUACAUCUUAAAACACACUUGAGAAUUCACACUGGAGAGAAACCUUUCACAUGUACUCAGUGUGGAAAAAGUUUUGCACAUAAAGAUGCUCUAAAAAACCACACACGAACUCACACUGGAGAAAAACCUUUUACAUGCCCUGAGUGUGGCAAGAGUUUUAAAUGGGCACCCACUUUCAGAAAUCAUCUACUCUCUCACUCUGGUCUAAAGCCUUUUCACUGUGAUCAGUGUGGUGAAAGUUUUAUUUCAGCAUCAGUUCUAAGAAAACAUCUGAAUGUUCAUGCAAGGCCAUACUUGUGUUCCUGUGGAAAGAGUUUUUCAUCUUCGGGCAUUUUGAAAGUUCAUGAGAAAACACACACUGGUGUUAAAGAUCAUGUGUGCUCUGACUGUGGAAAGGGCUUCACUACAGCUGGCCACUUGAAAACGCACCAAAGAGUUCAUACUGGAGAAAAACCUUACAAGUGCUCACAUUGUGACAAAAGUUUCGUUCAGUCAGGACAAUUGAAAAGACACCAGAGAGUUCACAGUGGAGUGAAACCGAUCCAGUGCCCCAAUGUGGAAGGAGCUUCACCCAUUUAUAAUAUGGAAAAGAUGGAGUUUAUUAAAGAGGAGAAAGAAGACAUGAGUUAUCUAGAGCCAUACAACAUAAAACAUGAAGAUACUGAGGAACAAAUAGACAUUAUAAAAGUGAAAGAAGAAACCCAAGAACUGAAUGAAGUGGUGGAGGAACAUCAGUAUCAGAAGCCUCAUCAUUUCUUAAGUGGAGAACAAUCCUUUUUUAGUUGUGCAGAGACUGAAAAUAAUUUCUCACAAAACAAAACUCAAACAACAGAGGACAAAAACUCUUUCACCUGCUCUCAGUGUGGAAAGAGUUUUACACGUAAAGACAACCUUGAGAUGCACUUGAGAAUUCACAGCGGAGAGAAACCUUUCACAUGCACUCAGUGUGGAAAAAGUUUUGCACGUAAAGACAGUCUUAAUAACCACACACGAACUCACACUGGAGAGAGGCCUUUUACAUGCCCUGAGUGUGGCAAGAGUUUUAAAUGGUUAACCAAUUUCAAAGAUCAUCUACUCUCUCACUCUGGUCUAAAGCCUUUUCACUGUGACCAGUGUGGUGAAAGUUUUAUUUCAGCAUCAGUUCUAAGAAGCCACAUGAAUGUUCAUGCAAGGCCAUACUUGUGUUCCUGUGGAAAGAGUUUUUCAUGGCUGAAGUGUUUGAAAGCUCAUGAGAAAACACACACUGGUGUUAAAGAUCAUGUGUGCUCUGACUGUGGAAAGGGUUUCUCUACAACCGGCCACUUGAAAAGACACCAGAGGAUUCAUACUGGAGAGAAACCUUACAAGUGCUCACAUUGUGACCAGUGCUUCGCUUGGUCAGGAAACCUGAAAACACACGUGAGAGUUCAUACUGGAGAGAAACCGUACAAGUGCUCACAUUGUAACAAAUGUUUUGCUUUGUCAGGACCAUUGAAAAGACAUCAGAGAGUUCAUACUGGAGAGAAACCGUACCACUGCCCUCCAUGUGGAAAGAGUUUCACUCAGUUACAUCAUCUAGUGGUUCAUAUAAAAAAGCAUUGUCCAGGUAACAAAGGUCCGAAGGAAUUUGAGGGAGAGCGCAAAAAAACAGUCCGAGAGAGAACAAAUACUACUAAAGGCCUGAUGGAAGUGAAAGAGGAAAUUCAAGAGCUGAAUGAAGUGGAGGAGAAACAAAAGGAACCUCAUCAUUUCAUAAAUGGAGAAAAAUCACUUUGUUGCACACAGACUAAAAAUAAUUUCUCACAUAAUAGAACAGAGCACAAAAACGCCUGUCUGCAAUGUGGAAAAUGUUUCACACGGAAAGACAGCCUUAAGGAUCACCUAAAAAUUCACUCUGGAGAGAAACCUUACACAUGUCAUCAGUGUGGAAAGAGUUUCACACGGAAAUAUAGCCUUCAGAAUCACAUUAGUAUUCACUCUGGAGCGAAACCGUUUACCUGCCCUCAAUGUGGAAAGAGUUUCACACGGAAAGACUGCUUUGGGAUGCACUUAAGGAUUCACACUGGAGAGAAACCGUUCACAUGUACUCAUUGUGGAAAAAGCUUCAGACAACAAGAGCACCUUAUUAUUCACAUUAGAAUUCACACCGGAGAGAAACCUUACUCGUGCCGUCAAUGUGGAAAAAGUUUUGCACGUAAACAAGCGCUUCAGAACCACACACGAAUUCACACCGGAGAAAAGCCUUACACGUGUCACCAGUGUGGCAAGAGUUUCAAAUGGUCGCACAAUUUCAAAGAUCAUCUGCGCGCUCACUCUCAGAUCAAACCUUUUAAUUGUGUUCAAUGUGGUGGAAAUUUUCCAUCUGCAUCUGUUCUAAGAAUCCACCUGCAAGUUCAUGCAAACGAAAGGUGUCACUUGUGUUCUUUUUGUGGAAAGAGUUUUUCCCGACUGGACUGUUUCAAAGCGCACCAGAAAUUACACACUGGCGUGAAAGCUCACGUGUGCUCUGAGUGUGGGAAGGCCUUUUAUAAAGCAGCAAACUUGAAACUGCACGAGAGAAUUCAUACUGGAGAGAAACCAUACAUGUGCUCACAAUGUGACCAGUGCUUCAGUCAUUCACGGUCCCUGAAAACACACGAGAGAGCGCAUACUGGACAGUCCCCUUCCACCAAAUCAAGUCAGGAAAAAGCAUUACAUAAACCUGUCACAUUGAGUUCAUUAUAAAUGGUGUGAGCUUUAAAAACAGUUUCUCCUAUCUAAGAAGAUAAUUGUCUAAAUUGGCAAAUGGAAUGACUUGCAAUGAGAUUUAUUGACUAAAAGAGUGUUAAACAUUUAAAAACUCUGCGUGCAUGGAAAUAUAUCUAUAGAAAUGAGUUUGUGUCUUACUAGUAUUUCUAGUUUGUGACGUGCUAGUUAAAUGCAUCAUAGUACAUUGUAUUUCUGCAUUGUGGUAAAUAAAUCAUGACGUGCCACGGGUAUUAUUGGGUCAAUGAUGUGAUACAAAUUUUCCCCCCCAGAUUUAUUCAAGUAGGUUGCUUUUCAGUGUUAAAACCAUAGACUGUAAAAAAAGAUGGCCGACGCCCCUUCGCUCUUUUCCAUUGUUGAGAACUGAAGCCGCCAGUGUCCCGAUAUGGCGCUGACAUCUUGGGACUUCAGUCUGCGCAGUUGCGAUUUCAGGACCAGACCUGCGCAGUAGUGAGCAGGAAGUAAAGCCGCGAAAUCAAGGCCCCGUCCUCACUCUCGCUGAAUCAAUUGCAAGACACGCCCCUGCACUUUUGACUUUUGACGGUGUGAAAUAAUUAAUUAUUGAAAUUUAGAUAUUACAUUUAAAGCUCCAAUCUCCUCAGUCCUCCGAAGAUCCCGAAAAAAAGUCAGUUGGUGCUUCAGUGACUACUUCGCUCAGAGAACCUGUCAAUCACAGCUGUCAAUCAUGAUGUCAUAGCACCGUUUUUAUAGCAUCAAAUAAAUAAAAACAAACUUAUUUUGAAAACAAACACUUGAAAUUACAUCAACGUGAAAGAAACGACAGUAAAUGAUAGAAACUAUCUUUGGAAAAAAGAUAUGUGAAGUGUAAUUUAAUUGCUUAGUUGGUCUCACA
This is a messenger RNA of Xyrauchen texanus (razorback sucker), 5770 nucleotides long. Its product is annotated as zinc finger protein 721-like. Gene Ontology annotation, molecular function: DNA-binding transcription factor activity; RNA polymerase II cis-regulatory region sequence-specific DNA binding. The coding region runs from base 904 to 4896 and encodes 1330 amino acids. NCBI's taxonomy places the organism in Eukaryota, Metazoa, Chordata, Actinopteri, Cypriniformes, Catostomidae. The transcript is spliced from 10 exons. The record is from RefSeq and is a predicted model, not a curated record. Gene Ontology annotation, biological process: regulation of transcription by RNA polymerase II.